Molecule: messenger RNA, 3714 nt
Organism: Mesitornis unicolor (brown roatelo)
Lineage: Eukaryota; Metazoa; Chordata; Aves; Mesitornithiformes; Mesitornithidae
Gene: VWA5B1
Product: von Willebrand factor A domain containing 5B1
Exons: 20
Source: RefSeq, a predicted model, not a curated record
AUGCCAGGGCUGAUUAACAGGACAACCUGCUCCCCACUCCCCCUCACUGCGUCAGAGGUGACGUCGUGCGUCAGCGGCUAUGCCUUCGGGAUGACAGCCCUGCUCACCUACCACAACCCAGAAGCCCAGGCUUUUGAAGGUCUCUUUGUCUACCCCUUGGAUGAGUGCACCACUGUUGUUGGGUUUGAGGCAGCCGUGUCCCGGCGUGCUGUGACGGUGCAGAUCAAAGACAAAGCCAAGAUAGAUGACACGUAUUUCGAUGGCUGCAGCCUUAGAAAUGCUGAUGUGACUGGAGAUGAGCAUUUUCCAUGGCUGUGACACCCCAUCUCCCUGGCAUUGUCUUAUUUUUGUGCAGGAAGGAUCAUGAUGGAUGAGGACUUGGAGAGGAUUGUUUUUGUGGCUAACCUGGGCAUGAUUCCUCCCCUGGAAAGCAUCUCUAUCUUCAUCAGCACCUCCUCUGAGCUGCAGACACUGCCCAGUGGGGCCGUGAGGGUCCUGCUGCCAGCUGUGUGUGUCCCCAGGGUCCCCCAGCCCAGCCUGGAGAAUGCCAGCAGCCUUUCCAGCAACCAGCUCCGAAUGGACAAGCUCUACUGUGGAUCGGGGAGCCCGGAGCAGGGGAGCAGGCUCUGCCUGGCUCAGCUGCUGGAGAGAGAGGCCACCAACCCCUUUGAGUACGAGUUCAGCUUCCACCUAGAGAUCCGGGGGCCGUGCUUGCUGGCAGGUGUUGAGAGCCCUACGCAUGAGAUCCGAGCAGACGCCGACCCCUCCGCUCGCUCAGCCAAGAGCAUCGUGAUCACACUGGCCAACAAACACACCUUCGACAGGCCUGUGGAGAUCUUGAUCCAUCCAAGUGAACCACACAUGCCUCACGUCUUAAUGGAAGAAGGUGAUAUGAGGCCUGCAGAGUAUGAACGGCACCUGAAGGGAAAGAACGAUUUCAUUAAAGGCACUAAGAAGGACCCCAGUGCUGAGAAAAAGACGGAAAUCAUCAGGAAGCGGCUGAACAAGGACAUUCCCCACCACCCCGUUGUCAUGCUCAACUUCUGCCCUGACCUGAGGACCGUCCAGCCAGACCUCCGCAAAGCCCAUGGGGAGUUUAUCUUCCUUGUAGACCGAAGCAGAAGCAUGAGUGGCGUCAACAUCAACCGCGUCAAGGAUGCUCUGCUGGUCAUUCUCAAGAGCCUGAUGCCAGCGUGUCUCUUCAACGUCAUUGGGUUUGGGUCCACCUUCAAGACCCUCUUUCCUGCCAGCCAGACUUACUGUGAGGAGAGCUUGGCCACCGCCUGUGAGAGCAUCAAGAGGAUCCGGGCUGAUAUGGGCAGCACCAACAUCUUAUCACCUUUGAAGUGGGUCAUCCGGCAGCCCAUCCACAGGGGUCAUCCCCGACUGCUCUUUCUGCUGACGGACGGGGCCAUCAGCAACACGGGGAAGGUCCUGGAGCUGCUGCGAAACCACUCCUGCUCUACCAGGUGUUACAGCUUCGGCAUCGGACCAAACGCCUGCAGGAGACUGGUUCGAGGGCUGGCUUCUGUGUCCAGAGGCAUUGCCGAAUUCCUAGCAGAGGGCGAGAGGCUGCAGCCCAAGAUGAUCAAGUCGCUGAAGAAGGCGAUGGCACCGGUACUGAGUGACGUGUCCGUGGAGUGGGUCUUUCCCGAGAGCACCGAGGUCUUGGUUUCCCCCAUCAGCACCAGUUGCCUCUUCCCUGGUGACCACCUGGUUGGCUACAGCAUCAUCUGUGACACCUCCCCAUACAUCUCCAACCCCAGAUCGGACAAGAGGCGACGUUACAGCAUGAUGCGGUCCCAGGAGUCGGGCAGCUCGGUUUUCUUUCACUCCCAGGAGGAGGGAGCGAGCAUGGAGAGCUGGAACCACUCCAGAGACUCGGAGAGCUGCUGUCCUGAUCACCUGAUGGUGGGCAGAGAUCCUGAGGGAGAAUCGGACACAGACACUGGGAUGGAUGUGAAGGCUUCCUCCAGGAGGCGGGCGUACAGCACCACUCAAAUUGCUGACCGUGAGCCUUGCAAGAAAGUGCCAACAGCCAGUGAUCCUGGCACUGCCCUGGUGAAAAACCCCCUUCGGAAAAGCCAGCUGCAGGACCUGCAGCAGGUCAGCCCUGAGCCCUGGCAGGGCUAUUUCCAGCCCUUCGCAGCCAGCUCACACACCUCUGCCACGAGGAUCCGCGGCGCAGGUGCCCGGCGGCCGUCCCUGCUCCACCGGAGCUGUGUGUCCUUCUGCCACGAUGCUGACUCCUCACCGCUGCCAGAUGGGCUGCAGCAAGUGGGAAGAGGCUUGGGACCGCUGGAUGCCAACACCAGCCUGCGGUCUUCAUCGGGCAGCCGGAGCCCUGGGGAUCUGGAGUCUGCCCAGCAUCCUUCCUUCACGUUCGAAACAGAGACCUCCUCCGACUGGGAGCCCCAGGACUUCGACUUCGGCACUGCCCGCAGCUCCCCGCACUCCCCCAGGACCCUCUGCAAGGCAGUGGUGAAGGGACUAAGAGGCAACGAGCCCAUGCAGUGGGAAGUUGCCUUCGACAUCCGCCCUCUCUUCCAAGAGCAGGAGAGCCAAGCGGACGGUGACGCAGACCUGUGGAGUGAGACCUUCCACCAUCUGGCAGCCAAGUCGGUCAUCCGGGACUUCGAGCAGCUUGCCGAGAAGGAGUGUGAAAUCGAGCACGGGUCCGGGCGGCGAUACCAGGUCAACGCUGUCCACACCAGCAAGGCCUGCAACGUCAUCAGCAAGUACACGGCGUUCAUGCCGGUGGACCUGAGCACCAACACCUACCUGCCCACCAUCGUGGAGUAUACCCACACGGGUACUGUGGGGCUGAUGGGGCUGACCUUCAACAAAACCAGGCUGCUGACUCGAGCCGCCAAAGGGUUCAUGAGCAAAUCUCCAAGCAGAGUGAGCGAAGCCAGCUCCGAGGGUGACAAUGAGAACAUAGACUACCUUCCCCUGGCCUCUCUGCAGCUGGCCUGCGGUGCCUUCCUCAUGAACUCAGCCUUCUGCGAUGCCGUCAACAUCCCCAUGGAGAAGCUGAAGUGGACGUCACCCUUCGCCUGCCACCGCCUGGCCCUCAGCCCCUCCAGCUCCUACAGCACCAAGAAAUCCAGUCCCUCCAGGGACCACAAAAACCUCACCUCUGGCCAGCAGCUCCUGGUUCCCAAUAGUGCACAUGAGAAGAGUCCCACCACCAGAGAUGUUGCUCCAGGUGUGGUGACGGAGGGACCUGGCAGACACACAGAAGACCCUGGCCGCCUUCGCCACUUCUCGGGCAGCGCGGUUGAGAGCAUCUCCAAAGCCCUGAAAGCCGAGAAGGAACUCUCUCCACCUGCCAUCACCAUCCGCCGCUUCUCCUCCCCGGAGAGCACAUCGGCCGAGUGGCAAGCCGACAGCGGCCGGGGCUCCGAGACAGACAGCUCCGAGGUCCAGGCAUUGCUCUUUGACAUCGAAUUGCAGCAGCAGACAGAGCCGGAGGGGAUGCUGUGGGCCACAGCAGUGGCCUUGGCCUGGCUGGAGCACAGCUCAGCUUCCUAUUUCAUUGAGUGGGAGCUGGUGGCUGCCAAGGCCAGCCUGUGGCUGAGCCAACAAGACUUCCCGGAGGGAUACAGCCUGGCCACGGUGAAAGCCGCGGCCCAGCAGCUCUUUGUCCUGCUCCGGCACUGGGAUGAAAACCUGGAGUUCAACCUGCUGUGCUACAACCCAAGCAGCGUGUAA